Rosa rugosa (rugosa rose) is the source of this 3610-nucleotide messenger RNA. RefSeq names its product glutamate receptor 2.7-like. The record is from RefSeq and is a predicted model, not a curated record. The transcript has 5 exons. Gene Ontology annotation, cellular component: plasma membrane. Gene Ontology annotation, molecular function: ligand-gated monoatomic ion channel activity; signaling receptor activity. Lineage: Eukaryota; Viridiplantae; Streptophyta; Magnoliopsida; Rosales; Rosaceae. Bases 721 to 3393 code for a protein of 890 amino acids.
CCCCUUUUUUUUUUUCGCGACUUUUCUUCCUCUGGUUCUUCUCCCUGCAGUUCGCCGGUGUGCAGAUCGGAGGAGGGCUGGGCUGUUGCAGAUCACGGCCUGGGCUGCUGGGCAGGGCGGAGGGCUGCUGGGCUAUGCGGAGGAGGGCUUGCUGCUGCAGUUUUGCCGGUGGUAUGGGUGCAGGGAAGCAGGCGGUGUGCUGAUCGGAGGAGGGCUGGGGCAGCAGUGGUGCGCGGGUUGCAGGAUGCAGGGAGGCUGGGCUGCUGGUGUAGUUCGACGUGGGCACGGGGGCGCUGCUGUUAGUCGGCCUCUCCUUUUUUUUUUUUUGCUUUUUUUUUUUUUUUUUUUUUUUGUUUUGGGUUGGCGGCAGUGAAGAAGUUCUAGGGUUUUUUCUUCUGAAGCUAGGGUUAGAACUCGUGCUGAUAACGUGUUGUAGGAGAAUAAAAUUGUGUUUAUUAUUGAUAAUAGGAGCCCUUUAAAUAGGGAGUUACAAGGUACCAAAAAGGUAAUAGAAUCCGAUUACAAUUGAAUACCUAGAACACAUUCCUAUUACAACUCUAAACCCUAGUUUGUAGAGGCACACAUUAUGUCGAUAUCCUUCAACAUAUGAAACUUUCUUUGGUUCCUUUCUCAAGUCACUCAAGGUCAAUAAUUAAAACCCAGGAUUCGAUUCUCAUAUGAUUCUCAGAAGAAUAUCAAGCUAAGAAAAUAAGCAAAAGAAUGUCUUGGGGUCUCUUGGUUUUGCUGUUGCUGGUGAAUUCAGCCCUGGCCAAUGGAAGAGGGGACAGAUGUCAAAAAACCCAACAACACAGAGUUGCAAGAAUAGGAGCUGUAGUUGAUUUCACUUCUCGUGUGGGCAAAGAACAGAGAAUAGCCAUGGAUUUGGCUAUCCAAGACCUUCUUCACUCGAGCUGCCUUACAGUAAACUUAGACCUCAGAGAUUCACAAGGCAAUUCAGCUAAAUCAACUGCUGCUGUAAUCAAUCUACUUAAUGUCAAACAAGUUGAAGCCAUCAUCGGAACACUGACAAAGCAAGAAGCUGCUCUGGUCUCCGAGAUUGACAAUCGCAGCCAGAAUUUCACCAUCAUAUCGCUUCCUUCCACUGCCAUAAAUCCACCAUCAGCCUCACUUCAACUGCCAAAUUUUCUCCAAGCAGCAAAUGACAUUGUUAUCCAUAUGCAAUGCUUGGCAGCCUUAGUUGGUCAUUUCCAAUGGAGAAAGGUGACUGCAAUUUAUGAACAAAACAUUGACUUUUCCUCCAAUUCUGGAAUGAUAACCCUCCUCUCUGAUUCACUUAAAUUAGUCAACUCAGAGAUUGAACACCACCAAGCUUUCCCAACCCGCUCUUCUCUCUUCUAUCCGGAUGCCUUUUUUGAUGAAGAGCUGAAGAAGUUGAGGAGCAAGAGCAACAGGGUUUUCAUAGUUACCCAGUUCUCUUUAAAUACAGCAGUUUUUCUCUUUGAAAAGGCAAAGGAAAGGGGGAUGAUGGGCAAAGGCUAUGUGUGGAUUGUCACAGAUGAAAUUGCAAGCCUUCUUGACUCUGUUGACUCUUCUAUCAAGUACAACAUGCAAGGUGUGAUUGGUAUCAAAACCAACUUCAUCGAAACAACCCACAAUUUCACCAAGUUCAAAACCAGGUUCCGCAGACUGUAUGGACUGCAAUACCCUGAAGAAGAAGAAAACUCUAGUCCAAGCAUCUUUGCUCUUCGAACUUAUGACGCAAUGCACGCCAUUGCUCUAGCCAUGAAAAAUGCUACUUCAAAACAUUUGUCUCAAGAAAUUGUGUCCACCGAAUUCCAAGGUCUAAGUGGCAUGAUGGAGUUCAAAAAUGGCAUGCUAUCACAACAACCAACCUUUCAAAUCAUUAAUGUGUUUGGCAGAAGCUACAGUGAGAUUGCAUUCUGGUCACCAAGCUUUGGUUUCUCAGAGGACAUGAACAAACACCUUGAUAUGAAGGAGAGGACUAACCACAAUUAUGUUCAAGUUUUGGGUCCAAUCAACUGGCCAGGUGGCUUACAAGCAGCUCCAAAGGGGUGGACUCUUGUUGAUGGAGAGAGACCGUUGAAGAUAGGGAUUCCGGCGAGGGGUGCCUUCAAUCAAUUUGUGAAAGUCACAUAUGACCAGGACAAGAAGCAGACACACAUCUCAGGGUUUUCAAUUGAUAUCUUUGAAGCAGCUGUCAAAAACCUGCCUUAUCAGUUCUCUUAUGUGUAUGUUCCCUUCAAUGGCUCAUAUGAUGAAUUGGUGGAACAGGUCUACUACAAGGGCUUGGAUGCAGCUGUUGGUGAUAUAGAAGUCAUAGCUGACCGGUAUCAUUAUGUUGAGUUCUCACAACCAUAUAUAAGCUCUGGACUUCAGAUGGUAGUCACUGUAAAGCCAGAUAAGCUGAAGGAAAAAUGGAUGUUCAUGAAUGCCUUCAGCAAAAGCAUGUGGUUGCUCAUGAUCACUACACACCUUUCUGUAUGCUUUGUUGUCUGGUUUAUUGAAUGCGAACAUGGGCAAAACUUUGAAUUAGAGGGCAUUGGGGCCAUCCUGUGGUUCUCUGUCACCGUCUUAUUCUUCGUGCAAAGAGAACGAGUUCAGAGUAAUUGGGCAAGGCUGGUGCUAGCUCCAUGGUUAGUAGUGAUUCUAGUAGUAACAGCCACUUUCACAGCGAGCCUCACUUCCAUGAUGACCAUCUCUCGAGUCCAGCCAUCUGUGCUCAAUGUUGAAACACUUAAGGAAGAAAAUGGAACUGUUGGAUGUAAUGGAAACUCUUUUAUAGUAAGGUACCUGAUCGAUGUUCUAGAGUUCAGACCAGAAAACAUCAAGAGAAUUUCCUCCAUAAGUGACUACCCAAAGGCCUUCCAGAAUGGAGAUAUUCAAGCAGCUUUCUUCGUCGCCCCCCAUGCUAAAGUCUUUCUCGCAUGUUACUGCAAGGGCUAUACGAAAGCAGGUCCUAUAUACAAGCCUAGCGGCUUUGCAUUUGUUUUUCCGAAGGGAUCUCCCCUGGCCAUUGACCUGUCAAAGGCAAUCCUAGAUGUAAACGAGAGGAAGCAAGUGGAGCUAUUAGAAAAACAAAUGCUCUCCUCCUUUAACUGCUCCCCUUCACUCAACUUGAACGAUGGUCCAAUAGGUUAUGAGCCCUUUUCCGGCCUAUUUCUAAUUUCAGGUUUGGUUUGUGCAUUUGCUCUAUUGGUUACGAGUGGGCGUAUCGCCGGUAGACAUCUGCAGAAUAUGAGCUGCAUACGAGCAAUACUAAUGAAAACAGGAAUUCUAAGAUGGGCUUUUAUGUACUUGAUUCAGAGCUGCAGAAAAUCUCAAAAGCAUUGCUCCACAACCUCCAUCCUGGAAACUUGCUCUACAAGGAACAUGAGCAGUGGUGGUGAUAUAGUGAUUAUCACGCACCAGUAAGAUUAGUUUACAGAGUUUUAUUGUAAGCUCUCAAGAUUUAAUUCUUAUCUGACAAAUUGUAAAAACGGAGAUGUAACUUUUUACAUGUUAUAGAUUGAAUGAAAUGUAUAGUUGACGAAAUUCCACUUGAGGUUCAGUGGAAAUUUGUGAGCACUGUUAGUGAAGUCCCUUGUACUAAGUCCUUAUUGAUUAUAUGUACGUUCUACAUUUUAUAGAA